CAAUGUUGGUUUUCUUAUUCGCAUUUGAUAUAUUCGAAAGUGAAUAUUCUUUCUUGCGCAUUUUUGGCAAUAAAAAUACAAUAGAUGAAGUAUGGACCGAGUUGUACUUGUCUUCACAUGCAAAAUAUAAAAAAUAAAAUCAUUAUAUCAUAGUGUAACUUCGAUGCUUUGACUUAAGCUAUAUAACCAAAUCAUUUUUUUAACAGGUGGAUCAACGGGAUGUGCCUGGGAUCGACUGCGCAUAUCUCGCUAUGGACACCGAGGAAGGCGUUGAGGUGGUAUGGAAUGAGGUUCAAUUCUCCGAGAGGAAGAACUUCAAGAAUCAGGAGGAAAAGAUUCAGAUGAUAUUUGAAAAUCUCACCCAGCUAGACCAUCCAAACAUUGUCAAGUUCCAUCGGUACUGGACCGACACGCAUAACGACAAGCCCCGGGUAAUCUUCAUAACUGAAUACAUGUCAUCCGGUUCCCUGAAACAGUUCCUGAAGCGAACGAAGCGAAACGUCAAAAGGCUGCCAUUACAAGCAUGGAAAAGGUGGUGUACCCAAAUCCUCUCAGCACUGAGUUACUUGCAUUCCUGUACUCCACCUAUCAUCCAUGGCAAUCUGACCUGUGAUACCAUUUUUAUACAGCACAACGGACUCGUCAAGAUCGGAUCAGUUGCUCCUGAUUCCAUAAACCAUCAUGUAAAAACGUGCCAGGACGAUUUCAAAAAUAUGCAUUUCAUUGCGCCAGAAGCUCCCAGUAAGUCCCAGAUGGGCCCUCCGGCAGACAUCUACUCGUUUGGGAUGUGCGCAUUGGAGAUGGCUGCACUGGAGAUCAUCGGCAACGGGGAUUCCGGCAACAAGGUGACGGAGGAGAACGUCAAGAAGACCAUUGAGUCGUUGGAGGACGAACAGCAGAAGGACUUCAUCCAGAGGUGUUUGGCUCCGGACCCGAGAGAUCGACCCACGGCUAAGGAGCUACUCUUCCAUCCGCUGCUCUUCGAGGUGCACAGCUUGAAGCUGCUGGCAGCGCAUGUGCUUGUCAAAAAAUGUGCGAACAUAUCGGAAACGAUAACGGACGAACUGAUGCAGAGGUGGUAUGGUCCGGACACGGUAGUCGCCGAGAUCAGCCGGAGGAAUGGGGAUGUUAUCCAAAUGAAAAUGCCCGACAUUCCCGUCACGGAAAAGCUAGAGAAGUUCGUUGAGGACGUCAAGAAUGGCAUCUAUCCGUUGACGGCGUUCGGUUGGAAACAACCCCCUCCCGCUCGAUCGAGGGCGAUCUCACCGGAAAUGGCGGAAUCUGUCAAGUCCGUCACCCCGGAACCCACUGACGUAGAAACUAGGAAAAUUGUUAAUAUGAUGUGUGAUGUUAAGUCCAAAGAAGAAAGCUGUGAUUUAUUGUUGACUAUUGUACUACGAAUGGAUGAUAAGAUGAAUAGGCAGUUAACUAGUUGUAUAUCACCUGGAGACAAUCCAAUGGUCUUAGCGCAAGAAUUAGUUCAUUAUGGUUUUAUAAACGAGGUUGAUAGGGACAAGAUAGCCGCUCUGAUCGAGGAGUCAAUAGCAAACUCUUCGUCGGGCCAGAGCAGUCCGACGCACACCUUCCACUCCCUAACCAGCAUGCUGCAGUCGUGCGCGCAGCAAGAGAUGGGCGCAGGUGCAAUGGCGACCGCCACAGUGACAGCGGUGCCCGUCGUAGAGGGCGCCACUGAAGUUCCUACGCCCGCGUCUUCGACAGCACCACCUACCACAGCGGCAGCGCAACAAGUGCCCAUGCACUCGACCAGUUAGUACCGCCCAUACGGGGUGGUGGGCGUUGAGCAUGCUGUAGCACGACGUGGUGCGUGGUCUCUUGUGAAUUUCGAUCUUCCUACGACGGUGGAGACGGGGAAGAGGUGCGAUGAUGUCGGUCGGAUGGUAUUAUGGUGGUGAGAGUAAGGAAAAGAGGACGAGGUCAAUGGAUAGGGAUGUAAAUUGGUCGUCUCAAACACACAUAAUGUAUCAUAAUGCUGCAACUACAGAUUUUUUUGUAGUUUCGGUGAAGUAAUUGUCUAAAAUAUUUGAGAGUUGAUAAAAUCGCAUCACUGCAUGCUAUUUGUGUUACGAGACAAAGUUACGCCAUUUCAUGUGCAGCCGUGUUUUUGUAUAGGUACCAUUUAGGCAUGCUAUCUUUGUCGCGCAACAGAGUCACUCACAAUAUGGGUGUUUCUUAUUGACAUUAUUAUUAAUUUGCACAUGCUUUGGGUCACGCUGCAAUCUUUUGAAUUACCAGUAUUGACAAGAUAAAAUAUUCUAGUUACUGGUUAUCGCGCGACAUCGAAAUGUAUAUCUGUGUAAAUAUUUGAUUUGGUGAAAAACGUUUAAAGAGGUCAUACAAUUGAAAAUCGCGUGCGUAAAUGGUACUGAUGCCCUACAAAAUGUACGGAUUUAUGUCGCACGACACGACUCGCGUGCAUAAACUUGCGUUUGGAAAUAGAUCUACGCCAUUUUCACCAUUUAUUCAGAUAACAAUAAACUUAAAUUACAAUUUCAUAAGUUAUUGGCGGGUACCAAUUAUAACACAGUUGAUUUGAUUGGUUUUAGAAAGGUUAGCAGAUGAUUACUUACAAGUGAAAUACGUUAGUCAGUUUAUUAACCUGGUUGAAAUAUUUUAUAGCUGUUGGAAUCGGUAUACCUUCUAAUAAAUAUUUUGUCCAAACUUAUCUCGAAGCUUAAGAUUAAUUUAGUUACAUGACAAUGAUAUCAUCUAAAACUUAAUCAUCUGACACACACACAACACAGUUCAACAUUCUCUAUAAAUGUUAUAUCAAUGUUUGUUUCUGAACCCAUUAUGUGAUAAAUUUUAAAAAUAUUACAGACGUUUUCAAAGUUAUUCCUACCGUAACGUUUUAUUUUGAAGCUUUACAAAUAUUUUAAAAGUAGGAGAUACGUCACAAAUAUUUUUACAUGUUGUUUUAAUUUUUUAGGCAUUUGCUUACGUAUUAAUGCAAUGCAUUUUAGAAUACUAGGUUCAUUAAGUGUACUGAGACGGCCAAUAUGAUACAUUUUGAUGGAAGUUAUGAUUUUAAGAGCAAACGUCAGAGGAGGUGUAAUUUUCAGAUACUUAAAUCAAAAAUAUAGAUUACAUAGUGCUAUGGAACAGAUUUUUAGAUGUAUCUGGCAGUUUUUGAAAGAUCAUUAUUUUACCACUAAACAAAUUUACGCUGGUGCAUCUCUAAGGCUUUAUUCAAUUGAGACAAUAAAAAGCAUAGGUACAGAAAUAUUACCUCCACUGAUAACUGUGGCCGUCAAAAUUGAAUGCAAACUUGCACUCGAGAUAUGCAGACAAAGACGUUUCCAGAAGACUCUGUUAUAUCUGAGUCUGGCUCAUAAGUUCAUGUAGCCAAUUUUCUCUAGGUUUGUUAUAUUCACUUUUCAUUUUCUACUUUAAAAUUGAAUCUUGGUAUUGUGUGAACUUAACAAACUCAUUUUUCCGUAGAAAUUGUAUAUAAUGCCAAUCACCUAGAUUCAAUCGGACACUGUCGACAUUGUUCAAAGCAUCGAUAUGAAAACGUGUUCAUAAAUCUCCUAUGAUAUGUAGUAAUUUGUCUAAUACAAUGCUAUACAUAAUCACGAGCAAAUAGUGCAUUCAUAUCUCAUUUACGCGCCGCCAAAGCAGACACCAACACGCGACGAUCAAAUUCGCGCGCUCGUAUUGGCCAGCAAGCCAUAAUCACCUGAGCAGGCAGCGAUCGAGAGAUUGUGUUUGUUUUAACGCGGAAUAAAUGAGGUUUAAAUAGACUUUAGGAGCUUUCAAAUUUGACGACCACACUUGUUUGCAUUGCAUCUCGCGUUUAUCGUUUACACCAAGAAAACUUAGGUCAUCUAUAACAAGUCAAAUGGGGUUUAGUAACGUAAUUAUAGAACAUUUUUUAGAUAGUUAACAAGACUGUAACUUUUUUUAAUGAGGAAAAAAAUGUUGGACAGGCGCUAGUCAAGUGAGACCACGUGUAAAUCUGUGAUUAGUACUCCAUUGACUUCAAGAACAUUUUUUAGGAAAAAGAUAAUUGGACAGUUUUUAAUAUAUAGGUUCCGUGUAAAUGUGAUCUGUUUUAAAAAUGAAGAAAUGGUAUUUUCAACUUUUCAACUAGGCCGCCAUUGUAUUUGUAGCGACUUAUCGUUGUCUUCAAAAGUUAGUAUUAGGUUUCUGACGCAAAAUUAAUAAUCCGUUCAAGAGUAACUGUUCCCGAUUAUAAAAAUGACAUAUUUUGAUGAAGACGCCUGGAAAAGGCAAACCAACUAGUCUAAAAAAUGUAAAUUUUAUUUCAGUCGUAUACCAAAAAAAGUUUGAUUCUAUGACAUGUCAGCGAAAAGUUAUAAAUGGAAAGUAAACAAUCUUAAGGCGGCUCUGACGCAAUCAGUUUCAAGUCAUUUACAAGGAUGCAGCUGCUUCGAAACUGACAGGCCAUUUUUCACUGUUUUUGAAUGAAACCCAUAUAGUAUGUUCAGAAGAUAAUUGCCCAGGGUGAUAUCGGAGCACUUUUCAAAAUUUUGUUUUUACACAAGAUUUGUGGUGGGUUGAAAUGCUUACUUUUUUUGUUGAGCCUAGUGGAAAAACUGAAAAAGUAACUCGAUAGCACCCUGUAGGGUUUUGUUUUCAGCACAGUGUAAAAAUUUCAUUAUACAAUAUUAAAAAAUGAAGCCUCAGUUUCGAAGCGCGCAAACCUCUACAAAUCGGAUUUUGCACGAAUUUUGUCUACCGUUUCGGGCUGCCAGCCCAAGCGACGCGGCGGUAUGUAUGGAUUGGAAAAGGACGUAUUCCGACAAUUUGGUGGCUCUAUUUCGUAUUAUAUCGUGUAUAUAAGUCAUUCUCAAAUAGGUGUUCAUAUUCGCAAUCGCUGAUGCGAAGUAAAUGUUCAUAACUAGUUACGUAAAUGUAACUUCUGAACUUAUGCCCGGUUGUCUCUCUGUUCUAUCUGUCUUACACCGGCCAAUAAAUGAAACCUGAGAUGGUGAAUAUUCUGACGUUUAGGUUGCUUCGACAAAUUAAAAAUUAUUACUCCUCCAUCUUGAAGCCGUGUUACUUCGCACGCCACUGGCGCGAAAGAUUUCCAAAAUGAGAUGUUAUGUUUUUGGAUCUUAUAUGACAUUUACAUCACGAAAAACUAUAUCACUCAUUUCCGUCUGUCUGUCUGCUAACCCUUUGUCCGUCUAUAAAUUACCGCUCGGUUCUUAUGAAAUUCCCAGACAAAGUUACUACUAAGCCAGUCCAGUAGCGGCGGCACCACAGGCAAAAAAAACGAAAAAAAUAACAAUCGCUUAAACUCCGUUUUUGACGUUCUAUGGGUUCCUAAUAAUAAAAAAAUUGUAGUACUUGAAAAACGGGGGUUAGUGGAAGGUGAUAUUAAAUGCUGCAUCUUUGAUAUGCGAAACACGUUAUAUUAUUAAGAAUUUUCUGAUCUCAGUAAUUACAGGAAAUUUAAGUGACGAAAAUCCGACGAAUAAUGUGCUCACGAUUUGAAAAAAUCCGUACCUGCGUUAUAAGUUUGACACCGAGAGUCAACAGAUCUGCAACUGUCGACAGUAGGGAAGAUUAAAUUCGGAUAUUUAUAAUGGGGAUUAUUAGGGCUAGAUCUCCAACCGAAAUCCGACUCUGUUAUUAUGGAAAUUUACCACGGUUGGUGCCCGCAGUGAUCCUUUCCUUUUUUAAAGUAGCGCGGACGACCCAAGACCAUCCCACUGACGUUUCCUUUUAAUCCCCCCACUACCUGUUCAUCGUGAUCGUAGGAGCCACGCUAAGUUAUACAUUCAAGUUAAUUGAAUAAUAAAGAAUGAACAUUAAACAGCAUUUUUUGCCAAAAUCUCAAAUAAGGAACAAUGACAUUUAGCUCGCUUAUUAGUUGGAUUGCCUACCGUCACAAAUUUUGAAAUUAUAUCCGAAUGUCCUUAUAUCCAGUUACUACCUAUAGUGACUUAUGUCGCUAUGCAGCGCCCAAAACAGUUAACAAUGUUGAGUGCUUUAUUCAAAAAAGCUUUUCCUAUAUUAUGAUCAAAUGACAUUGAAAGAAACGUAGUGUGUUGACAUAUUGUUGAGUUGACGACAUUCGUGAUAUGACAUUUAUCUCGCACAUUAUCAAGGGACAUUUCUGAAAUAGUUAAUUUUUUUGUUUUUGCAGUUUUAAAUUAGAAUAGCAAGUCGCUACAGUACACCAAGCUUCCGUUCCCCAUUUUAUAGUUAUGAUCUAAAUACUCGUUGCAAAUAUGAUUAUUGAAUUGUUUGCCCAUUGAGACUGAUAUAUCAUUAAAAUAUUAAACUAGGCGUGUAUCAGAUUUGGACCAAUCGAAUGAUGAGUGUAUGCAAGAUUGGAACGCUUUAACUGUUUUAUAGAAUCUUCGGAAAUUUGGCGCUUUGGUAGACUGAUGACAACCGUUUUUAGUAUUCCAAUCAUGUAUUUGUGAAAUUAUCGAAUGAACGCAAUAAUGUCCACUUGACAUCGAAAUAAUGAAGUGGCGGACUUACACUGGAUGUUUCGUCAUCAACUCCCGCAAAAAUUAACAACUGUUUAACUAAGAUAGACUGAAAUUGAGUAAACGUAUUACCUAUACUUAAAAAGUCAUCGUGUUACCUCAUUGAACCUUACUAUCAUGAAAGCACACGUAUACUACCACUAGAAAACGUUUGUCCCAGUAUAUUGCGCCAUCUAAAAAUGAGAGUAAAGUCAGUUAAGGCCUAUAUUUGAUGGUGUUACACUAGUAAUACCAAAUUGAAUUUCCGAAGGUUCAAAACAGAUUCAAGGGGGUGAAAAAUUUUGAGAGUUUAUUAUUUGUCAAUUUAUAAGUUUUAUUACGAUGAUAAGACGAUAUUUAUGGUUAAUUUUCUAACCUACUUAUGCUUUCAUUAUUUUCAAAAUUGUUUCAUCCCAAAAUGAAAACAAUUCUUAAAAAUGUAGUAAAUAAGUGUAAAUAUUUUAAAUAUAGCCUUGAAAUUGUAGAUAUUAAAUUUUUUAUUGAAGAAAAAUAGAAAUAAGGAUAUUAUUUAUUGUAAUUCAUUGGAUGUGUCGAAAGGAACAAUCCACCAAAGUGAAAUGUUUGCAUUGUUGCAUAAGGUUUUAAGUACGAUUAACUGUAUCUCCCACAUAAUCAAGUUAUCCAUUAUCAUAACGUUUAUUGCGGAAAAAAAACUUUUUUGCUGAUUUAUAUUCCACUGCCGAGGUGGUGCUUUUUGAUAAUUAGAUUCUUAUCUGUCAAAUUUAUUAUUAUUAUUUUUUCUGGUUAUGUAUAACUUAGUUUGAAUAACCGCUAUUUUGCCGUAGAAAAAGCUUGAAAUUGAAUUACUAUAAGCCUGUUUUGCUAAUAUAUCAGUAUAUUUCUGAUAUCGAAAAUAUAGAGUUUUGGUAGAAAAUGACUUCAUUUCACUUUUUCCGCAUAUUUACUUAAGAAUGAGAUUGGAUUGAAGGAAAAUUUCGCUUUGGUGUGUUAAGAGGUCCCAUGUGAUAUUUCGCUCAAAACUUAGUUUGGCUGAUUACUAACUCCUAAGUUUUAGUUUUUUUAUUUUAUGCCAAAAUUUUAAAUAAAGAAAAGAAAUAUGAACAA
Messenger RNA from Acanthoscelides obtectus, 7553 nucleotides. NCBI's taxonomy places the organism in Eukaryota, Metazoa, Arthropoda, Insecta, Coleoptera, Chrysomelidae. The record is from the annotation of a GenBank genome assembly.